CGGCCUAACGCAUGAUAUUCACUGGAACAGAUUAUUCGCUUCCACGCUUUUUCUUAAAAAUUUUAAAAUACAACCAUUUGGUAUCAAAACUACCAAGAUAUAAACGCAGGAUAACAUUUGUCACCACACUCUGCCGUACCAACGCAGUAAUAUUUCGCGCAAUCGUCUAUCCCUCGGCGAACGAGGAACCCCACUCACGUGACCAGGGCCCCUUCUGACGUGCAUGCGUGCUGACGUCACUAGAUCUCAGGGCGAAGGGAGAGAGAGAUCAGCUGACGUUUCUUGGUGAACGCUGUGGAGAACCCUACCACAUCGGAGCAGAUUGUUUUGAUAGAGGACGGUCCUUUCUCGUGAUUCGUCAUGGGGGAGCUGUUCCGCAGUGAGGAGAUGACCCUGGCCCAGCUGUUCCUCCAGUCAGAGGCUGCCUAUUGCUGCGUCAGUGAACUGGGAGAACUGGGAAUGGUCCAGUUCCGAGAUCUCAACCCAGACGUGAAUGUUUUCCAGCGCAAGUUUGUUAAUGAAGUGAGGCGAUGCGAAGAAAUGGAUCGAAAACUGAGGUUUGUGGAAAAGGAAAUUAAGAAAGCCAACAUACCGAUUCUAGAUACUGGGGAGAAUCCGGAGGUCCCCUUUCCAAGAGACAUGAUCGAUUUAGAGGCGACGUUUGAGAAACUGGAAAACGAGCUCAAGGAGAUCAACACGAACCAGGAAGCUUUAAAGAAGAAUUUCCUGGAGCUGACGGAGCUGAAGCACAUCCUUCGAAGGACGCAGCAGUUCUUCGAUGAGAUGGCGGAUCCUGACCUUGAGGAGUCGUUUUCACUACUGGAUCCGAACGAGGUGGGGAGACCUCCGCUUCGCCUGGGCUUCGUGGCUGGAGUGAUAAACCGGGAGCGAAUCCCUACCUUUGAGCGGAUGAUGUGGAGGGUGUGUCGAGGCAACGUGUUCCUGCGGCAGGCUGACAUCGAGGACCCCCUGGAGGACCCCGCCACGGGAGACCAAGUCCACAAAUCGGUGUUCAUCAUCUUCUUUCAAGGUGACCAGCUGAAAAACAGAGUCAAGAAAAUAUGCGAAGGGUUCCGCGCCUCUCUGUAUCCUUGUCCUGAAAACCCCCAGGAGAGAAAGGAAAUGGCUGCCGGUGUGAACACCAGAAUUGACGACCUUCAGAUGGUCUUGAAUCAAACGGAGGACCAUCGCCAGAGGGUCCUGCAAGCUGCUGCCAAAACAACCCGCGUGUGGUUCAUCAAAGUGAGGAAAAUGAAAGCCAUCUACCACACCCUGAACCUGUGCAACAUCGACGUCACUCAGAAGUGCCUCAUCGCCGAGGUCUGGUGUCCUGUGACAGACCUGGACUCCAUUCAGUUUGCUCUCCGCAGAGGCACUGAACGUAGUGACUCCACAGUUCCUUCCAUCCUGAACAGGAUGCAGACCAAGCAGACACCGCCAACGUACAACAAAACCAACAAGUUCACUGCCGGCUUUCAGAACAUAGUUGAUGCCUACGGCAUUGGAACUUACAGGGAGAUCAACCCAGCUCCGUACACGAUUAUCACCUUCCCGUUCCUGUUCGCUGUGAUGUUUGGGGACUUCGGCCACGGCAUCCUGCUGACCUGUUUCGCGGCGUGGCUGGUGUUCCGGGAAAGGCGCAUCCUCUCGCAAAGAAGCGAUAACGAGAUGUUCAACACGGUCUUCAGCGGCCGCUACAUGAUCCUCUUGAUGGGGGCCUUCUCCAUUUACACGGGGCUCAUCUACAACGACUGCUUCUCCAAAUCGCUCAACAUGUUUGGCUCAGGCUGGAGUGUUAGGCCCAUGUUCACGAAAGCAAACUGGACAGAUGAAAUUCUAAAAACCAACCACUUGCUUCAGCUGGACCCUGCGCUGCCCGGAGUCUUCAAUGGACCGUAUCCCUUUGGAAUAGACCCAAUUUGGAAUAUCGCAACCAAUAAGCUGACCUUCCUGAACUCCUUCAAAAUGAAGAUGUCAGUUAUUCUGGGUAUUAUCCACAUGCUGUUUGGGGUAACCCUGAGCCUUUUUAAUCACAUCUAUUUCAAGAAACCACUGAACAUCUACCUUGGUUUUAUUCCCGAAAUGAUUUUCAUGUCCACGCUGUUCGGGUACCUGGUCAUCCUUAUCAUUUACAAGUGGGGUGCCUACAAUGCUUUUACAUCAAAGGACGCACCCAGCCUGCUCAUCCACUUCAUCAACAUGUUCCUGUUCAACUACAGCGAUCAGACCAACAAGAUGCUGUAUUCGGGACAGGUCGGGCUCCAGUGUUUCUUGGUGGUUGUGGCUUUGUUGUGUGUCCCGUGGAUGCUGGUGGUCAAACCGCUGGUGCUGAGACAUCAAUACCUGAAGAAGAAACGCCUUGGAACCCAUAACUUCGGAGGGAUCCGUGUGGGAAACGGACCUACUGAAGAAGACGCAGAGAUCAUUCAGCAUGAUCAGCUCUCCAUGCACUCGGAAGAUGAGAAUGAGCCUCCCGACGUUGAAGUGUUUGACUUUGCUGACACAGCCGUUCACCAGGCUAUCCAUACCAUUGAGUACUGCCUGGGCUGCAUCUCCAACACUGCCUCCUACCUGCGGCUGUGGGCUCUCAGCCUGGCUCACGCACAGCUCUCCGAAGUGUUGUGGACAAUGGUCAUGAGCAUUGGCCUGUGCAUCAACAGCUACGCAGGCUUCUUCAUCCUGUUCUUCAUCUUCGCUGCCUUUGCCACCCUGACCAUUGCGAUCCUGCUAAUCAUGGAGGGCCUGUCUGCUUUCCUGCAUGCCCUCCGUUUGCACUGGGUGGAGUUCCAGAAUAAAUUCUACAUCGGCCAGGGCUUCAAGUUUGUUCCAUUCUCGUUCGAGACCAUUCUUGAUGGGAAGUUUGAAGACUAGAGCGUUCCCAGCCCUUCUGUGUUGUGAUGUAAUGCGUUGUGAUGUGUGUUUGUGUAUCAUGCAGUAGCCCUCUUUUGACUGGAACAGCGUUUCUGUGCAACCAGGCAGUAACGCUGUAUCACACGCAACCUGUAGUUCUAAAUACAAAUAGCUGUUUAUGUGUGGUAAAGUGGCAUUCUAUUGGUGGAACUGUUGGAAUGCUAAUAUGGGUAUGUAUACAUUUGUUUAAGAGUAACCUUUUUAUUUUUCACUGCAGUUAUAUUGCACUAAAAUACUAAAAUCAGCACUGAUUUUUAAAAAGCAAACCAGUUAAAAGACCCUUGUGUCUGGGAAGAAAGGUGCCAAACAAACUAAACUGGAUUCAUUUAGACAAGCCAUAUGUGAAACAGCCCUAAGACAUUAAACUUGAUAUGGGGUCUGUCUUUUUUUUUAAAAAAAACAUUAAAAUAGGAACACUUUUUGCCUCCCUCAAAUGACUCCAAAUCACACGAACCCUUAUGGAGCUCAUAAUGAAACUUUAUAAGUCUUUUAUGAAUGAUUACACUACACAGUCCUGUGAACUACAGGUAAUAAUUAACCAGAAACUGUUCGUGCAUCUCUGAUGCCGAACUGUGGUCUUUAUUGUGCUGGCGAUUCCUAUUCGUUUGAAAGGAUAUCGGGUGCAGUUUCUUACAUUCUGUUUUCCUAAAAACUACAAAAUGAUCUCACAAAAAGUCUGCUGGAAGCCAUAAUAGUAGUACAGUAUUUCAUGUUAGAUUUCGAAAUCUUUAAAUGUGUCCGUUUUUCAUUUAGCAUAUGGGAAAACUACAAAGCGGUGUGUAAUUCGAUAUGUCAACGUAACAUUAUUCAGCAGGUUUCACUCGACUUUAUGAAGCAAAAUGUGUUAAUUGUAUUGGAUUAUGCAAAACUUUUGGCCCUGAGCAAGUAGAUCCUCUCCCUGCCCUGCCCUGCAUUCCUCCAGACCAGUGCUAUCUGGGACUGUCUUCAAGUCGGUCAUUGCGAAUUAGAUAAAAUGCAUGCCAUUCACAUGACGCACCUCGUACAAGAAUUUCAUCAGCAUGAAACAGAUCCCACAAUAUACACAGCCUCUCAUUCCCCCUAAUGGAUUGCUGUGUGUAGAGAUUGCUGUGUGUAAACUCAAUAGGAAGCUAGAUAGGUGGGUUAUCACAUUACUGGUUUGCUGUUUUUUUUUUUAAAAAAAGGGAGUUUUUGAUAAACAUUUAAGUCGACAGCAUACUGUAUUUCUAAAAUGGAUUACAGUUUAAUGCUGUUUCAGUACUGUUUCAGAUAUAAUGAUGGAAAUAUAUUGCAUACCGUUUGAGCCACUGCAUUUAAAAAAAAAAAAAAAAUCUGGAAUGGAUCAAACCAAUCUUGGAUUACUGUUGCUCGCUAGCACCUCCUGUUGGUCAAACCAAGUGUGAAUAAAUUCCGAAAACAUCUAGGUACAAAACAGCCUGUCCGCAUUAAUUACAUGCUUUAUGGAUGUUUAAUAUGUCAAUAAACAGAAAACUGCAUUAUGCUGAAUUUCUUUGUAUUUUCUUUUCAACGGGAUACAUUUAUGUACUGUGUAUAGUGUAGAAUAAAUAGGAAAUAGAUUGCCUUUCUCAUUUUAUUUGUGACUUUAAAAAAUAAUAAUAAAAAACAUAAAACAUAUCGCAACGAUCUAUUCAAAAGAGAAAUGGGUCUACUUAUUAAAUAUAUACCUGAUUCUGCUGUUGUCGAGUUAGUGGUAAGCUUGUUAUUGUGUGUAAUUCUUCUGUGAUAACUCUGUGGGUAGUGCAUUCUUUUUUACAUGUUGAUUUAUUUUGAUGUUUACAGUGUUCGUGUAAAACAGAUUGCACUGUCAUGCAAGAAUAAACCGAGUUCUCCAAUGAGUUGAAUGAUAUCGCCCUGGAAAUAGUUGUAUGUUAUCUGUGUGAGAUUAUUCAUAAAACUGUAAGAACUCUUUUUAUAAAGAAUGUGUUAUUCAGGACUGUGUUUUUUGAUUGAUUUAAAUCACAAAAGCCUUUCAGACUGUUUUAGAGAAAUAAAAUCCUGGAAAAAAAGGAAAUCUUAAAAAAAAAAAAAAAGUCCUUAAGCUAAGUGAAUAGGGUUCAAAGCGUAUGCUAUAUCGUUGUGAGUGAUGCUUUUGUGUAUUAACAAUUAAAAAAGGAAACGAAACUGG
Acipenser ruthenus (sterlet) is the source of this 5035-nucleotide messenger RNA. RefSeq names its product V-type proton ATPase 116 kDa subunit a 1-like. NCBI's taxonomy places the organism in Eukaryota, Metazoa, Chordata, Actinopteri, Acipenseriformes, Acipenseridae. The coding region runs from base 361 to 2871 and encodes 836 amino acids. Gene Ontology annotation, cellular component: vacuolar proton-transporting V-type ATPase complex; plasma membrane; vacuolar proton-transporting V-type ATPase, V0 domain. Gene Ontology annotation, biological process: vacuolar acidification; proton transmembrane transport. The transcript is spliced from 22 exons. The record is from RefSeq and is a predicted model, not a curated record. Gene Ontology annotation, molecular function: proton-transporting ATPase activity, rotational mechanism; ATPase binding.